UCUUUCAGUUAUUUUCUUGCAAGCAGGGGGGAAGAGGAAAAAAAAAAAAACUCGCAGCUCACGCGCACACGCCAAACCCCAAUCGGAGCUGCGACCGCCGACGCGACCGGAUCGGGGCGCUAGGUUCGGAGGGCAUGGCAGGCGGCGGCGAGGGCGCCGGUAGCGGCGACGGCGGAGAGUCCCCGCCUGCUGCCGCGGCGGCGUCGGCUGCGGCGGAGGCGAUUCUGCAUAUCCGGUGCGCGAACGGCGCCAAGUUCACGGUGCGGGCCGACCUGGGCGCCGCGGUGGGGGCGUUCAAGGACGUCGUGGCAGGGAGCUGCGACGUGCCGGCGCCGCAGCAGCGCCUGAUCUACAAGGGCCGCGUCCUCAAGGACGAGCAAACCCUAGAAAGCUACGGUGUUGAGACAGAUCACACAAUUCACUUGGUGCGUGGUGUUGCUACACCGGCUGCACCGACUGCACCUGCUGCUGUCAGCCCCCAUGCUACAACUACUCCUAGCAGUGGCCCAGCAGGUGGCCUGGGAGGCCUACUUCCAGGUGUUGGUGCUCCAAGAAGUGGCAGGUCAUCAGGUGUAUUUGGUUCAGGAUUUCCAGAAUUAGAGCAAGUUGAGCAGCAUUUAAGCCAGAAUCCCAACCUAAUGAGGGAAAUAAUGAAUAUGCCAGCGAUGCAAAAUCUCAUGAAUAACCCUGAUUUAAUACGUGAUAUGAUCAUGAACAACCCCCAAAUGCGCGAGAUCAUGGAUCAGAAUCCAGAUCUGGCCCAUGUGCUCAAUGACCCAAGUGUCCUCCGCCAGACCCUUGAAGCAGCUCGAAACCCGGAAAUUAUGAGGGAGAUGAUGCGGAACACAGACAGAGCUAUGAGCAACAUUGAAUCUUCUCCUGAAGGGUUUAAUAUGCUCCGACGCAUGUAUGAAACUGUCCAGGAGCCUUUCCUAAAUGCAACAACAAUGGGCGGGGAAGGCAACACAGCUUCAAACCCAUUUGCAGCUCUUCUUGGCAAUCAGGGGUCUAACCAACCCAGCCAACCUGCAACAAAUGCUCCAACUCCUGGCUUAGAGUCGACAACAGGAAUCCCUGCUCCAAAUACUAAUCCACUUCCAAAUCCCUGGAGCCCCAAUGCUGGGAGUGCACAAGGAGCAACACGGACUGGUCCUGCUGGCAGUGCAAGAACUGGUACCACUGGUGGCCUGGGAGGGUUAGGUUCACCAGAUUUGAGUAGUUUGCUCGGUGGUCUUGCUGGUAAUGCAAGAACUGCUGGUGUCGCUGGUGGUCUAGGAGGGUUGGGCUCACCAGAUUUGGGUAGUACGCUUGGUGGUUCACCUGAUGCUUCUCUUUUGAGUCAGAUGUUGCAAAACCCCGCAAUGAUGCAGAUGAUGCAGAGCAUUAUGUCUGACCCACAGACCAUGAACCAGUUGCUUAACUUCAACCCAAAUGCACGUAACCUGAUGGAAUCAAAUACUCAGCUGAGGGAAAUGUUCCAAAAUCCAGAAUUUCUUCGUCAGUUGACAUCUCCAGAGACUUUGCAGCAAUUACUCUCAUUUCAACAGACUUUAGUAGGACAGCUUGGUCAACAUCAACCUAGCCUGGAUGGCAACCAAGGAGGCAAUGCCACAGGUACGCGAGGAACUGCUAAUCUUGACACCUUGAUGAGCAUGCUCAGCGGGCUUGGUUCAGGAGGUGGCUUAGGUGUGCCAAAUAUUUCCAAUGUGCCACCGGAGGAACUGUAUGCAACACAGCUUACUCAGCUCCAAGAAAUGGGUUUCAUUGACACUGCAGAGAAUAUCCAAGCACUGGUCGCUACUGCUGGGAAUGUGCAUGCUGCGGUGGAGCGCCUUCUCGGGAAUCUUGGCCAGUAGCUAAAGCGAGCCAGAUGCUGUCUGUUCACCAUUUCGCACAUCCGAAAGAGUGUUUGGCUUACUGUUUUUCUAGCCCCCGAAUUUGAAGGCAGUGUGCAUAGUCUGAAGAACCUGAAAAACAAAAUAAAAAAGAAGUCAACCAGCCAUUAACUUUGUCAUACAUGGUCGUCAUGUCUUUGUUUCUACAGUGUUGUAUUUGCAAUUGGGAUUGGUGUACAUACAUAUGGUUCGAAUAUUACCGCAUAGAUUAUGCCUGUAGUUUUUCAA
Messenger RNA from Phragmites australis (common reed), 2123 nucleotides. RefSeq names its product ubiquitin domain-containing protein DSK2a-like. Gene Ontology annotation, biological process: ubiquitin-dependent protein catabolic process. Lineage: Eukaryota; Viridiplantae; Streptophyta; Magnoliopsida; Poales; Poaceae. The coding region runs from base 135 to 1856 and encodes 573 amino acids. Gene Ontology annotation, cellular component: cytosol. The record is from RefSeq and is a predicted model, not a curated record. Gene Ontology annotation, molecular function: polyubiquitin modification-dependent protein binding. The transcript is spliced from 8 exons.